AAAUUUUUCAAUUCACAUAACAUAAAUUGAAAUAUGCCUUUAGUUGUUAAUAAAUUACGAUUUUAUCAUUCUAAACUAAACGCUACUAAAUGUAUUGGUGAUCAAACCACAAAGAUCUCUACAGUUUUACAAUACACUUUUACAUUUCACUUAUGAGAAGCACCAAUGUCAUUGUGAACUAAAUUAAAACAUUAUUUUAAGCCUCUAAACUAUUUCAUCUCGUUUAUUAGUCAGUAAUAACACUAAAUUCCUUCCCAUUUUUUUCGUUUAUUUCUUUAAAUUUAGAAUUUAACAAUAUACUCGUUUUAUGCCAAAAUAGAUUUUGUAUUAAAAUGUUUAUUUAAGUCUAUGCUCAAAAACCGGUUUUUUACCGUUUUUCUGAAGCAACGAAAUAUUUUUGAGGUUUUAGAACUACAUCUGCGUGUACCUGCGUACUCCAAUAUUAGGAAUUCUAACAUAAAACUUAAUUUUUUCUUGACAAUUUCGAUUGUACAAUUGGAUGCAACUCCAAUCCAAUCUCAUUGUAUUGUUUUCAUAGAGAUAAUCAGAUUACGUUUAAAAACAAAACGCUACUAUUAUUUGCAUAACUUAACAUCAUCUAUCUAAUCAGGAAAUAAAAAAUAUCUCAUUUUUUUUAUCAGAUCAGCAAAGGUCAUUUAACCGGAGAUUAGAAGGGCACAAUCUCGCGAUCUUUCCGGAAAUGCAACGAACGACUUUUCCGGUUUCCCAGCGUCGUUACAAGUAGAAAUCGCGUCAUCAGCGCGGCGGUGAUGCAACGCCGCAUUCGUUAUCGCAGCCAUCUUGACAAGGAGCUCAUAUCUGCCUGCCCCACCCAAUAGCAUAAAAAUUCAGCUACAUUCAAUACGGAUCAACUUCUAAUUAUCCCAAACCAUCAAUGCUCGUCACAACACCGCAGCAUCUACAUCGAAAUCAUGGAUGAGCAGGAGACUUUACCUCAGGAAGAACAGCAGCAGCAGACGGCAGCUACCAUCUCGCCUUUGGAAGGAGGAGAGGUCGAGGCGGAGGCGAAGGUUGAGGAGCAGCCGACGGUACCUGAAGAGAUUAAGCAGGAGGAGGCAACGCCCAAGCAGCAGUCGACGGUCAUCAUGAGGCCGCAGGUGAUUACCACUGCUGGGACACUGAUCGGAAGAAACGAGGAGCCGAGGGUAUCGCAGGAGGAUGCGGUUGAAACCUCUUCGCCCAACAACAACAUCGAACAGGUCGAGUACGAAGAACAACCUCAGCAACAACAACAGCAGCAGCAGUUCGUCGAAGGCGCCAUCCUCGCCGCGGAUGCUACCUACACCCAGGUGAACGGCGCCGAAUACCCAGAGCAGCAGUACACAGUGGAGAUCACAAGUGGACAGAUGCAGCAUUCUUUACACAUCGAAGCACCUCAGCAGUACGAGCAGGACGAUAUUAAGCAAGUGCAGUACACACAGUUGGAGAGCGUUGCCUCGAACAGUCAGUUCCAACCGCAGGAAUACCAGGAACCCCAAGAGAUUUACAUGUACGACAACUUUACCGUCAAAGCAGCUAGACCCGAUGACAACGUCCUCUACUCCGACAACAGAUUCUUUGGGAAUUGUGAUAUCCAGCAGAACAACACGAUGACCUUGAUGGGCGAGAACGGAAGUAACAGCACGCUCCUGACUUUUCCCAACUACAGCCAACCUUCGACCUCCAAUUUCAACCAAUAUCCAUCGUCGAACACGAUGGACUAUUCCAGUUACGGAUACGCGCAGAUCAUCAGUGAAAGCUACGACCCGAACAUGAUAAGGGAGGAAAUGAAGCAGUGCGUGAAUUGCGGCAAAGGGGUGACGACCAAUUGCGUCAAGGACAACAAUGGGAACAUCCUGUGCACGUCCUGCAUCACGAUGCGUCCGAAUCCGAUGAGGGUGGCGCCGGUGCGGACGCAGAAGAAGCCAACGAUGGUCAACACUCGAAGGAAUAACGUGCAGUGCGCUAACUGCGACACCCAUCAAACGACCCUAUGGAGGAGGAACAACAAUGGAGAACCAGUGUGCAAUGCCUGCGGAUUGUACUUCAAAUUGCACGGUGUAAAUCGUCCACCGACGAUGAAGAAAGAGGGAAUCCAGACGCGCAAGAGGAAGCCAAAGAACUCACAGCAGUCGCAUCAUAUGGGCUCGAUGAAUGGGUCCAUGGGUCACGGAAGAAUGCUGAUCCAGACGUAUCAACCGCCGGAGAUGUCAGGAUCGAUGGGUGAUCAUUAUCAACCGCAGAUCGUCCUCACCAACAACGUUCCAACGCAUCAGAACGUCAGGCUGCCGGCCCUUAUCAGAGGGAUGCCGCAAAUGGAAAAUAACGUUCGGGUUAACAACGAAGAACAGGCAACGGUCAUCACCUCAACGUCUUUAGCGAACAGACCGAACUUUGUCCAUCAUCAAUCCGACCAGGAAUCCAACGGACACGACUCCAAUGCUUAACCGUUAGCAUUGGAUGAUCAAAGCUGCAUCCAAAAAGAGAAAGAAAGAUAAAAAGAACGACACUGCAUUCCAACAAAAAACUGCUUCCUUUAUGUAAUAUUAACUCGAAAUUUCAUUCGAUACCAACAAACUAAAUUGGUAACGAAUCCACUUAUUUUCUUUGAGAUUAACGACGUCCACAUUUUCCACGCUUAAUAUUUUCAAUUGUAAAUCAAAUGUAAACGCACGAGAAAACUCAAUUUGGUACAAAGCAAUAUUUCUUUAAAUAUACUAAAACAAAAUCAUUAAACCAAUUCAUUAAGAAAUAAUUAACAGUAUUUCCAACUUCAGGUUAAUUAUAGACAAACUAUUAUAUUAAGUACACUUAAUUAAAUCAGCUAUAAAUUUCAAAUUUUACAAAAAAAA
Nicrophorus vespilloides is the source of this 2852-nucleotide messenger RNA. RefSeq names its product nitrogen regulatory protein areA-like. Gene Ontology annotation, molecular function: RNA polymerase II cis-regulatory region sequence-specific DNA binding; DNA-binding transcription factor activity, RNA polymerase II-specific; zinc ion binding. The coding region runs from base 933 to 2447 and encodes 504 amino acids. NCBI's taxonomy places the organism in Eukaryota, Metazoa, Arthropoda, Insecta, Coleoptera, Silphidae. The transcript is spliced from 8 exons. Gene Ontology annotation, biological process: negative regulation of transcription by RNA polymerase II; positive regulation of transcription by RNA polymerase II; cell fate commitment. The record is from RefSeq and is a predicted model, not a curated record.